CUGUAUUUUUGUCAAUCGUUUAAGAUUGCAUUAGGAUUAUUCGUGACUACAAGUAAUUUGCCAUUUCGUGCAGUAGAUGAAAACAUAAUAUUGGAAAAUAUAAGCUAUAACUGUACAUUUGACACUCCUUGUCCAUGGUUUUCUGAUGGAUCUACGGUAGAUCAUUGGCGUUUAGCUCGAGGUCAACCAGAUUCGUUUUUAUGGCUUGCCUCUACGGGUUCUAUUCAAAAACCAGAGGAACCAUUUGCUCUGAUUGAACUGCGCGGAAAAAAAGCAGAUACUUUAUUAUCUGACAAAAUACCUUGUGAAGAUGGCACCUCAACAUUAUCGUUUACUUAUUGGAUUGUUGGAGGAGCCAAUAUAAAAGUAUGCUUGGUCGAUUUACAAGGAAAAAAUUUCAAUUGUACAGCAAUGAUUGGAGAACGAUCGAUGCCAAAAAAAGUUUCCGUCCCUCUACCCAAAGUUGAUAGCUAUUUUCGGGUAAUUUUCACUAUACCUAGAAAACUGCAAUUGUUACAAAGUUUUGCGACUAGUGAAAGUACAAAUUUUUUGCAGGUUACUAAAAAUGAAAUUACCGUUACUGAUGAAUGCACAGAAACAACAACACAUACAUCAUUUAAAUCCACAAGUCUUGUUUUCUAUAAUGUACAUUGGUCUUUAAGUCCGAAUUCUAAGUCAACAGAGCCAUCUUUCGACUUGGUAAUUAUUGGUAACAAAACAACUCCACUAUUCGAUCAACGUAGAGGACGUAUUAUUGCUAAUGGUACAAACUUAUUUUGUGAUUUCACUAAUGAUUUUCCAUGUCUUUGGGGACCUGAAAGUGGUCGCUGGGGAAUCAUCCAUGAAGGAGCUUUGCCUUCAUUAAGUACAAAUGAUAGUCAAUCAGCUCCAUCGUACCCUGCAGCUAUUGUUAUACAAGGAACAGCUAUGCUGACAAGUGAUCCACUGAAGUGUCAGACUGGCCCAGGAAAGUUAAUGUUUCGAUAUUGGACAAAUGGUUUACCAAAAAUACAAAUAUGUGCGAUUGGAUACAGUUUUGGAAGUGAAAUAGUAGAAUGUGUUAGUAAAACGACUGAGGAUAUUGAAUCUGUUAAUGACCAAUCUCUUUUGGUGUUUGAUAUCAAGAAGCCAAUUCUCGAACCAUUCACGAUUAAUAUAAUUCCAAAAUGGCAUGAUUCUGCGCGUAAUCAGUAUUUAAUCAUUGAUGAAAUUAUUUAUCUUGGAAACUGCGACAUAAACAAGCUCAGUAAAGAAAUCCAUGAAAAAUCUAAUAGCACCGUACGGGUAAAACCAAAAUCAUAUGGAAAUUUUAUAUGGCCUAUUGAAAUGCACAAACUUGAAGUUGAUGAGAAAAAAAUGCAUGUGUCACCAUCAGCAACCGCACUUAUCUCGGAAUCGAAAUGGACAACAACAAUAACACCAAAAAAAGCUGCUUCUCAAUCUUUAACUAGCAAUUACUUUGAUAAUGCGUGUAAUUAUUUGAAUCACGGACUUACAAAAGUUCCAUGGAUGCUGCGAAAUGGCGUAUUUAGAACGUCUAUUUUGGACUUUGCUAAUAUACCUACAAAUGGUAAAUUUAUCAGUACAAUAUUAUCACCAGGUCAAUAUGCCAUACUAGAAUCACCUUUAUUCCAAGCUACUUCAGAAGCAAGCACUUUAUUAUUGAAGUACUACAGAUCAUCGCUGUAUGCAACUAUACGAUUAUGUGUGGAUAGUAAUCAUACAAAAUUUUACAAGAAAGUGUCAGACUUCCUUCAAUGUCCAUCAAUUUUGCAAAAACAAAUUUCUAAAAAUACGCAUAAAUGGAGUUCCACAUACACACGACUUCCAGCUGGCACCACCCGUUUUUAUCUGGUUGCACAUAACUCAAAUAGAUCAGUAAUCAACUCCGUAAUUGCCAUACAUCAUAUCAAAUUGGCAACAUGCAAUGCCGAAAAUGAUGCAACUGUUAAAACUAGCAUUCAUCAGAAUUUACCUUCAUCAUUUCAAUAUUCAAACAGCAUCUACCAAAGAUGA
Messenger RNA from Thelazia callipaeda (thelaziosis nematode), 2016 nucleotides. Lineage: Eukaryota; Metazoa; Nematoda; Chromadorea; Rhabditida; Thelaziidae. The record is from the annotation of a GenBank genome assembly.